CCUCUCCCUCUCUCUCCCCCUCUCCCACUCUGCGCGUUGCUCUCCUGCGCGGUCGCGUGCUGCUGCUCGCGACACCCCGGAGCAGUGCCUUUGGGGGAGGAGGAGGUGAGUAGAGCGCGUCAGGUGAGGGGGAGCCAUGAUGGAGUCGGCGGUCCAGCCCUGCGCCGCGUGCGGGGACGACGCGCAUGCCGCCUGCCGCGCCUGCAGCUAUGCGCUCUGCAAGGCAUGCCUCGACGAGGACGCCGCCGAGGGUCGCACCACCUGCGCGCGCUGCGGCGGGGAGUACGGUGGGCCUGACCCAGCGCAUGGCCAGGGGGCGGUUGCCGUGGAGGAGGAAGAGGAGGACAACCACGCGCCGGCGGCGAGCGGUCUGCGCGAGCGGGUCACCAUCGCCAGCCAACUCAGUGAUCACCAGGAACAGGAUGAAGGAGGCCAUGCCAGGACUAUGAGCACCCAUGCCAGGACAAUUAGCAGUAUGUCUGGAGUUGGGAGUGAAUUGAAUGAUGAAUCUGGGAAGCCCAUCUGGAAGAACAGGGUGGAGAGCUGGAAGGAGAAAAAGAAAGAGAAAAAAGCCUCAGCGAAAAAAGCUGCAGCAAAAGCACAAGCCCCGCCUGUGGAAGAACAGAUUAUGGAUGAAAAAGACUUGACAGAUGCAUAUCAGCCGCUUUCGCAUAUCAUUCCUAUAUCGAAGAACAAGCUCACACCUUACAGGGCUGUAAUCAUUAUGCGUCUGGUAGUUCUGGGGCUCUUCUUUCACUACCGUAUCACCAACCCUGUUUACAGUGCCUUUGGUCUCUGGAUGACAUCAGUCAUAUGUGAGAUCUGGUUUGGUUUCUCCUGGAUCUUGGAUCAGUUCCCCAAGUGGUGUCCUAUCAAUCGCGAAACUUAUGUUGAUAGGCUAAUUGCACGAUAUGGAGAUGGAGAAGAUUCUGGGUUGGCACCUGUAGAUUUCUUUGUCAGUACAGUGGAUCCAUUGAAAGAGCCUCCUCUAAUCACUGCAAAUACUGUUUUAUCCAUUCUUGCUGUGGACUAUCCAGUUGAAAAGGUUUCGUGUUAUGUGUCGGACGAUGGUUCGGCUAUGCUUACAUUCGAAUCACUUGCGGAAACAGCAGAAUUUGCAAGGAAAUGGGUUCCAUUUUGCAAGAAGUACUCCAUUGAGCCACGUGCCCCUGAGUUCUACUUCUCACAGAAGAUUGACUAUUUGAAGGACAAGAUACACCCAUCUUUCGUCAAGGAGCGUCGGGCUAUGAAGAGGGACUAUGAAGAAUACAAGGUGAGGAUAAAUGCUUUGGUUGCUAAGGCUCAGAAGACACCUGAGGAAGGCUGGAUUAUGCAAGAUGGGACACCAUGGCCUGGGAACAACCCCCGCGACCACCCUGGAAUGAUCCAGGUUUUCCUUGGUGAGACUGGUGCUCGGGACUUCGAUGGAAAUGAGCUUCCUCGGCUAGUCUAUGUUUCUAGAGAGAAAAGACCAGGGUACCAACACCACAAGAAAGCAGGGGCUAUGAACGCUCUGGUUCGAGUAUCAGCUGUUCUGACAAAUGCUCCCUACAUUCUUAAUCUUGACUGUGAUCACUAUGUUAACAACAGCAAAGCUGUUCGUGAAGCUAUGUGUUUCAUGAUGGACCCUUCUGUCGGUAGAGAUGUCUGCUAUGUCCAGUUCCCACAGAGGUUUGAUGGCAUUGACCGCAGUGAUCGUUAUGCCAAUAGGAAUGUUGUGUUCUUUGAUGUUAACAUGAAAGGGCUUGAUGGCAUCCAAGGGCCGGUUUAUGUGGGUACUGGUUGCUGUUUCUAUAGGCAAGCCCUCUAUGGUUAUGGACCACCAUCACUUCCUGCCCUUCCAAAGUCGUCAGUCUGUUCAUGGUGCUGCUGCUGCUGUCCUAAGAAAAAGGCUGAAAAAAGUGAGAAGGAAAUGCAUAGAGACUCUCGACGGGAAGACCUUGAGUCUGCCAUUUUCAAUCUUCGGGAAAUUGACAACUAUGAUGAGUAUGAGCGCUCCAUGCUUAUCUCCCAGAUGAGCUUUGAGAAGUCGUUUGGGCUGUCGUCAGUGUUUAUAGAAUCAACUCUUAUGGAGAAUGGAGGUGUUCCUGAGUCCGCAAACCCAUCUACAUUAAUCAAGGAGGCCAUUCAUGUUAUUAGCUGUGGAUAUGAAGAGAAAACUGAAUGGGGAAAGGAGAUUGGGUGGAUCUACGGUUCAGUCACAGAGGAUAUUCUGACUGGGUUUAAGAUGCACUGCCGUGGCUGGCGAUCCAUCUACUGCAUGCCGAUAAGACCCGCAUUCAAGGGAUCAGCGCCAAUUAAUCUGUCUGAUCGUCUCCACCAGGUUCUCCGGUGGGCUCUUGGUUCCGUCGAGAUCUUCCUCAGUCGUCACUGCCCGCUCUGGUAUGGCUACGGUGGCGGUCGUCUGAAAUGGCUCCAGAGGCUGUCCUACAUCAACACCAUCGUCUACCCGUUCACCUCUCUUCCUCUCGUUGCAUACUGUUGCCUGCCCGCCAUUUGCCUGCUCACAGGCAAAUUCAUUAUUCCCACGCUCUCGAACGCUGCAACCAUAUGGUUUCUUGGCCUCUUCAUCUCCAUCAUCGUGACGAGCGUCUUGGAGCUGCGGUGGAGUGGCAUCGGCAUCGAGGACUGGUGGCGUAACGAGCAGUUCUGGGUCAUCGGCGGCGUAUCCGCGCACCUCUUCGCCGUGUUCCAGGGUAUCCUCAAGAUGAUUGCCGGGCUGGACACCAACUUCACCGUCACGGCCAAGGCGACGGACGACACGGAGUUCGGCGAGCUCUACGUGUUCAAGUGGACGACCGUGCUGAUCCCGCCGACCUCCAUCCUGGUGCUCAACCUCGUCGGCGUGGUGGCCGGGUUCUCCGACGCGCUCAACAGCGGCUACGAGUCCUGGGGCCCACUCUUCGGCAAGGUGUUCUUCGCCAUGUGGGUGAUCAUGCACCUGUACCCCUUCCUCAAGGGUCUCAUGGGUCGCCAGAACCGGACGCCCACCAUCGUCGUGCUCUGGUCCGUCCUGCUCGCCUCCGUCUUCUCCCUCCUCUGGGUCAAGAUCGACCCGUUCAUCGGCAGCUCCGAGACCGUCACCACCAACACCUGCGCCAACUUCGAUUGCUGAGCACCACCUGUGCUCCAGGAGCAUCCCGUUUGGCGGUGUUUUGCUGGGAUUGCAAAUGUGUGUAUCUGAUGUGAAGAAGACGAACGGUGGUUUUCUCGCUCAGGGCUUUGUCCACGACCUGAGAGGUGAUGUAGGUUUAGUAUUUCGCAUCGAAGUGCUCGUUGUCAUUGUCUGUGUUAUAAAGAAGUUUUGAUGUUGAAGACGCUGAAACUAUGGGAGGGCACUAUUGAAUUCGUUUGAAUCAUACUGGUAGAAAAAGGAGGGGAUAAGAAAACAUGGGGAUUUCUUCAGUUUAAACGUGAAAUUGGACUGGCGACCAGUUUGUAAUUU
Messenger RNA from Oryza brachyantha (malo sina), 3445 nucleotides. RefSeq names its product cellulose synthase A catalytic subunit 4 [UDP-forming]. The record is from RefSeq and is a predicted model, not a curated record. Lineage: Eukaryota; Viridiplantae; Streptophyta; Magnoliopsida; Poales; Poaceae. Gene Ontology annotation, biological process: cellulose biosynthetic process; plant-type primary cell wall biogenesis. The transcript is spliced from 13 exons. Gene Ontology annotation, cellular component: plasma membrane; trans-Golgi network. The coding region runs from base 137 to 3115 and encodes 992 amino acids. Gene Ontology annotation, molecular function: cellulose synthase (UDP-forming) activity.